Musa acuminata AAA Group (dessert banana) is the source of this 1286-nucleotide messenger RNA. Its product is annotated as NAC domain-containing protein 90-like. The record is from RefSeq and is a predicted model, not a curated record. Gene Ontology annotation, biological process: regulation of DNA-templated transcription. Gene Ontology annotation, molecular function: DNA binding. Lineage: Eukaryota; Viridiplantae; Streptophyta; Magnoliopsida; Zingiberales; Musaceae. The transcript has 3 exons. Bases 300 to 1031 code for a protein of 243 amino acids.
AAAUAUACCACUACAGCAUUCGUGUCUGAACACUGGACCUUACGGGAGGAGAAUUUGGAAGAGGUUGACUUUGUCAUCUAGUCCUCAUAAGCAAAAGUUCCACCGUGCUAUUUGAAUUCCACAUAUCUUGCCCCACCAUUCUACCUUUUCUUCUCUUCACGCACCCAAACCCUGCAAUGUAUAAAUGAUCCACACAAGCCCUUGUGGUGAAGCGAAGAAAACCUUCUUUCAUUCUGGGAAGCAUCAAAAGCCCCCGCGAGCAGCGAAGAGUUCCAGAGCUCAGGUUGAUCGGCGAAGAGAUGACGAGCACCGUCCCGCUAGGGUUCCGGUUCUAUCCGACGGAAGAAGAGUUGAUCGGUUUCUAUCUUCAAAACAAGCUCAACAACAGAAGAGAAGACAUGGAACGGGUCAUCCCCGUGGCCGAUGUAUACUGCUGCGAUCCAUGGCAGCUUCCACCAAUAUCGGGAGAGGCGUGCGGGCGAGACGGAGAGCAAUGGUUCUUCUUCUGUCCGAGGCAGGAGCGAGAGGCCAAUGGGGGGCGGCCGACUCGCACCACGCCGUCGGGCUACUGGAAGGGCACCGGUUCGCCCAGCCUCGUGUACUCGUCCGAGAACCGGGCCAUAGGCGUGAAGAGGACCAUGGUGUUCUACCAAGGAAGUCCUCUCGCUUGCACAAAGACGAAGUGGAAGAUGAACGAGUAUAGAGCGCUCGAGGAAGGGGCCACCGGCGUCAUCUCAAGUGCAGCUGCAAAGCUCCGUGGGGGAGUUAGCUUGUGUCGCGUGUACACCAGAUCAGAGUCCGUCAGAUCGUUCGAUCGACGCCCUGCUGCUGCUGCUGUGACUGAUGAACGAAGAACGGCUGAGGUGCCGCGCUCGAGUCCCGUUCCGGCUUCAGCAACGAGGUCUUCAUCUCAUCACAGCUCUUCAUCUGAUGGGAAUGGCUCUGGGCGUCCGGUGCCUCGACGAGAAGAUGGCCUGACAUCGAUGGGCGUCGAGGAGUGGUUCUCGUGGCAGCACUUGCUCCGAAGAUGACAGUUGUUGGGAAUUAUCUAUCGUAUUGUCGUAAUCACGACUAUAGUUUGUUAACAUUAUGUAGAAUAGGGGCGAAUAAAGGAUGGAGUCUAUAUUAAUACUCGAGUUCGUUGGUUGUAACAUAUGAUUUGAUCCAAUAAUUGAAUCAUAUCACCGAUCAUAUUUGUAGAAUAUAAUACCUUUUAUGUGCAGUGUAGCUUAGGAUUAUGUUUAUUUGUUUCUUUAUUUAUUAUAGAGAUAAAGAGUUAUUUGAAA